UGUCAUAGCUGAACCACCUGAUUUUGUUUCAAUUUGGUGUUUAAUAUUUAUACAGUUCUGUGUGUUUUGGUAUCAAAAGAUACGGGAAAAAUAUUCGUUUUUAUUCUUCUAACAGCUAUUUAAAAAGUCAGAAUGCCAGCGGAUCCAUCUGAAGAAGUUGCCCCUCAGGUCCCGAAGACCGAGCUAGAAGAGCUGCAAAUUAAUGCGCAAGGAGUAGCCGAUGAGUCCCUGGAAAGUACGCGACGUAUGCUUGCUCUGUGUGAGGAGAGCAAGGAGGCAGGGAUUCGAACACUUGUAGCCCUUGAUGAUCAAGGAGAACAACUGGAUCGUAUUGAAGAAGGAAUGGAUCAAAUUAAUGCAGACAUGAGAGAAGCAGAAAAAAAUUUAAGUGGAAUGGAAAAAUGUUGCGGCAUUUGUGUUCUUCCGUGCAAUAAAAGUCAAUCAUUCAAAGAAGAUGAUGGGACCUGGAAAGGAAAUGAUGACGGAAAAGUUGUAAAUAAUCAGCCACAGAGAGUGAUGGAUGAUAGAAAUGGCAUGAUGGCGCAAGCGGGUUAUAUUGGCAGGAUAACGAACGACGCUAGAGAAGAUGAAAUGGAAGAAAAUAUGGGCCAGGUAAACACUAUGAUAGGCAAUCUCCGAAAUAUGGCAUUGGAUAUGGGCUCUGAGCUGGAAAAUCAAAAUCGUCAAAUUGAUAGAAUAAACCGGAAGGGUGAAUCUAAUGAAGCGCGGAUAGCAGUUGCUAAUCAAAGGGCACAUCAACUAUUAAAGUAAAAACAUUGCAGGGCGACUAGGAUAUACAUAAACAUUUCAAGAAAAGACAUUCUGAUACAUACGUGUGCAACCUAGCCCUUUCUGUCUAUGAUUUAAGCCAUCUAUGUGCUCCAAAAAGUUAUAUAAAACUGAACACAUUUGAAAAAAAAAUAUUUUCAAAACAUUUUAAAAGUACUUAACUUUGUUGGUCCGAAAUGUGUCGUAUGAAAUGUAUAUUUUUUUCGAUAUGCCACUGUUCAUUUUAAAGGUAAAAUCAUAUUAAUGACGAUCUUAACUACAUAUGCAUACAGAAAAACGAGGGGUAAUCAUAAAAGCGCCAAUAGUAUUUUGUGACGCUUAGUUCAAAAUCUAUCCAUAAUACUAGCAUUUUAUUACGCAUCUCCAAGGGAUUCAAUAUGUAAUAUUUGUUUACAUUACUUGACAAGUCGAUAUUAGUCAUUUCCUUCACUUCUUAUACUAAUGGCGUUUUUUGCUUAAAGCUAUUGAUUAAAACCUGUACAAUCGUAGCUAAAAGUUUGUUCAUACAGUACCAAGGAUGAAAAUCACUUUGAUCAAAGCCCUCGGUUGCUUAUCACCCAUAAUAAAAUUUUGAUAAUAAAUUUAAAAAUUCUUGCCAUAUCAGCUGAUGUCUCAAAUUCCAAAUAUGUACGAAAGUGUACGAGUAUGUUUUAAAAUUAAAUUUCGCCUAUCAAAUAUAUAUAAUAUGUAUAUAAUAUUAUAUAACAUAUAUAUAAUGUUAUUUGCGGUUUUUUUUAUUAGAAACACCUCCAUGCACACGAUUUGCAGUAUAUAAUAAAAAUAUGUAAAUACAUUAAAUUUAAAGGGAAAGUAGCAUCCCAAGUCAACGUAAAUAUACCCUUACAAGCAAAACGGUCCUCAUGGUUUUAAGCUUAACUCGCAUAAAUUUGUAUAGACUUCGAGUGAAAGAGUAAAAAAAUCCGUUUAUAAUAUGUAGAAUAUUAAUAAAACAAUAUUUAAAAUAUAGGUACAUUUUUCUUAUUUAAAGGUAGGACUCUGUUAGGUAUCUGUUGUUUGGUUUACCAGUUAAUUUUAUAUCAAAAAUUACAUUUAUUCUAAUUGACGCAAACUGUUCAUGGCUAUAUCGACAAGGUGUUUCAUAAAACAUGAAGUAUUUGUUAAAAUUAUAACGCUUAGUAAGGCUAUGAAUUGCAAAAAUGUUCUUUGCUGAUUGUCGCUACGUAACUCAUAAGUUAUGUUCGUGUAAAAGCACAAGAAUGUCGUAAAAUUCACAUUUUAUUUUAAAACCUUUUAGACGAUGAAGUUAUUACAACUUAAAACAUACCUCUAACAUACAUAAAUUGUUAUCCAGCAUACUAAUGUAGUCAGGGUUUUUUAACAUUUUUUGCUCACUUUAAAAUGUUAAUAAAUCCCUCUUAUGAAUGUUACAAACAAAAAUGUAUAAGUCCUGCAAAAUUGAAAUAAAUUAUUGGUCUAUGCGCAU
Molecule: messenger RNA, 2233 nt
Organism: Drosophila melanogaster (fruit fly)
Lineage: Eukaryota; Metazoa; Arthropoda; Insecta; Diptera; Drosophilidae
Gene: Snap25
Product: Synaptosomal-associated protein 25kDa
Exons: 8
Coding region: 133-771 (212 amino acids)
Biological process (GO): exocytosis
Cellular component (GO): synapse; SNARE complex
Molecular function (GO): SNAP receptor activity
Source: RefSeq, marked reviewed